This is a messenger RNA of Mizuhopecten yessoensis (Yesso scallop), 513 nucleotides long. RefSeq lists its product as uncharacterized. The transcript is spliced from 6 exons. The record is from RefSeq and is a predicted model, not a curated record. Lineage: Eukaryota; Metazoa; Mollusca; Bivalvia; Pectinida; Pectinidae. Bases 106 to 513 code for a protein of 135 amino acids.
AGUUGUGUUUCCAUGCUGACUGCGCUGAUUACGAACUGGAGUUGCAUGUAACGGGGGAAGUAAAAGGAACUUUUUGCACCCCCUGCGCUACAAAAGGAGCAUACGAUGGCUGAUCCUGGACCAAUGAUGUUGGAACUUUCACAAAUAGAAAGCUCAGGAGAAUACAGAGUUGUAUUCAAACUAACGGGAAAUGUCACAAAAGAAACAACAUGUAGCAAGGAAACAGGAGACCUACUCCUUAAUACCAACACAGAUCAUGCUGCCAAACCUAUCAUUACAAGAAGUCUUCUAAAAAAGGCAGCAAAUCCUUCAGAUUUCUCAAGUAAAGGAUCUGACCAGAACAUAGACACUGAAGAUUACUUUCCUCAACCUGAUGCACUUGAAGAGAACCCAACAGACACUGGUGCUAUAAAGUUCAUUUGGUCCAGACAAUCGACAUCGAUACUACUUGACCAGGUCAAAGAGAAAGACCAGCUAGUAAGAGCCGGAAAAAUGACGAAGAAGAGAAUGUAG